CAAUGUUUACUUUGAUCGUCUACAUCCUGGCCGCACUUCUUCUCUUCAUCAACCAACCUCAAUUCACCACCACCACCAUGGCUACGAUCGACUCUGUCGCGUCGAGCACGGGCUCAAACCAUGGAUCAAUCACCAUCAGCCCCGACGACACAUACAACUCCAACUUCCCAAUUGACUUCGACCCCGAGCGCGACGAUGCCAUCUGCUCCACCCUCGAGGUCAAACGCAACUACAAGCAGACCGUCAAUCCGUCUCCCCAGAUGCGAGACACCGCGAAGAAAUACGGUCGCUGGUCUCCUCGACGCCCUCAACACGAUGUCAUUAUCAACACAUCGGCUCUGGCUCAGGCCUUCCCCGACUUCUCUCAAGCCGGUUCUCCGAACGAUACCUUCUCCCUAGAAGCCCCUCGCGGCCGCAAGGGCAAACAACAAACCACAGUCACGUCCUCCGCACUCGAAUAUACCACCGACGCGAAUACUCCCAUGAUCAACCUCUCCAGCAAUCUCCGCCUUCUGAAGACUCCAAUACAGCGAGUCGAACCCACUCAACCUACAAUCUACGAAGACGUGACGCGCAACAAUGCCAACGUCCGCAACAAUAGCAACCAAGCCCACACCCAUACUCAAUCGAACACCAAUGCUCAGACCAACACCAACCUCAACACGCGUAACAAAUCCAACAACCCACCUCCAACUCACUUCGCCACAGAGCAGAAGGAGAAUAUUCCUCCCAUUCCUCAACAACAAAGCUUCAAGCGAUCCUCCUACACCUCCAACGCCAGUCGUACCAUCAGCGGCGACCGACGGACCUUCAAGGACCUUCAUGCCCGAGUCGCGGACGAGUCCGAUGGCUCACUUAUUGGUACAGAACGACCUGCUUCCGUCACCUUUCAACCCAAGAACACGCGCUUCUCCAAAGCCACGGAGAAGAAGCAGACCACCCAAACACACAUCUUCACACCUACCAGUCUCAACGGCAAAUCAGGCAAUGCCACGCAACAGUCCUUCUUUGUCGCUAGUGUACUGAAUUCUGCCUCGAACACUCAGACCAACGCCCUCCCCGCGGUUCACCAUGGAAAGGUCGUCAAUGGCGGCAAAUCUCUUCCUUUCAAUGAAGCAGACAACUUCGACCUCCCAGAAGACGAGAAGGAUAUUUAUGAGUACGCUCGGAAGCUCAAAGCACAGGUUGCAAAGUUGGAGACUGCACUUCAGUCUGCUCACAAUACCAUUGACGAAAUUCGAGCAGACAAUGCCGAUGCUGCUGCAAUGCGCACGCAGGCAGGCAUCCAAUUGGAGAAAGAGCAUGAGCGACUUUCUAUUGAGAACCAAUCCCUCAAGGAAGAGAUUCGGAUUCUUAAAAAUCAGCUCGCUCAGGAGGUUCAGGGCAAAGAAAACGCAACUCUUUCAUUGGAAGAGCAAGAGUUUGCCUUCAAGGAUCAAGUCGAUCGAAUACAGGAUGAAGUCGAUCGACUCCACGCAGAGCGAGAAGAGAAUGAGCAUAAUUUCCAACAGCAACAGUCCGACUACCAACGUCGAAUUGUUUCACUUUCUCAAGAAAAGCAAGAGUUGAUUCGAAACACGCACGCCCUUCAAAAUCAAAAGUCUGCUCUCGCAACUCAAGUCGAACAGCUGCGACAGGAGAAGGACCAAGACACUCGAACAUGGCAGCAAAAGGAGACUACCUUUCAAAUCCAAAUACAACGACGCGAUGAAGCUGUCCAGCGCCUUACAAAUGUCACCCAACACCUCAAGGAGUCGACUCAAAACAUCGAAGGUGUCACAAAGACCAGAGCAUCAAAAUCGCUCUCUGGUCGCAGUACCAAGCAGAAGUCGACCAGGGGAAACCACGAUCAAGACCUGCCAUCAAAAGUCAUGAAGCAGGCACAAAAUCACAUGGAGGACAUUCAAGCCGCGUCUGGUAACCUUCACUCCAGUAGUCAGCAACCUCCGGUCAGACAACGCAAUCACACUCAGAAGGAUCGGGCACCAUUCCAAGCGCUCGAUUUUGACCUUCACCAACAAGCAUUCGGCCAGAAUCUUCAGCAAUCUCAAAACAUUCCCAUCACUCGAAACGACCGGAAUGACACUCAAAUCACGCAAGAAGCGUCUUUCGAUGACAACACGGGAGACCUUCAACACACCCAGCAAUCCAAUGACGAAACCCUUUCCGACGCCGGUUCCAACCUGUCCAGCAUCGUUGGGCAUGGUUUUAUGGCAGACAUUAACCAGCACCUCAAAAAUCUCAAAACUGCGAAGAGACAGCUCGAAGCUGCCGAUCAAGCCUCCGCCCACGAAGACACCAUUCAAUCUGGUCAAUCCUCUCACGCACCAUCUGUCAAGAUGAUGGCUGAACAUCGCACCGUCCGCGAUGACACCAUCCAGACCAUUCAAUCUGGCCGUUCUUCUCAUGCUCCAUCCGUCAAAGGAUCCGGUGGCAUCUUGAAGAAUUCCAACACCCCACAGGAGGAUCUCACUGGCCACUUCAGCAUCAAGUCGGCGAAACCAAACACUCGCACAGAACAGGAUCAUACCAGCAGAUCCAACACUCACCGGCGCCAUCGUUCUCUGGUUGAAGAAGACUACACUACCAAAUCCAACACCUCUCAUCGUCGCCAUCAUUCGGAGACGGCCGUUCACACCAACACACCUCGCCAAACAGACGGUGACGAUAUGACUUCGGCCUACCUUGUUGCAGACAUCGAUGCUGCCAAGCAGGGCAACAACAAAGAUCGGCCAGUUCUCUCAGCCACUGCUCGCCAGGUCCUUGACAAUCUUUGCGAACACCACCACAACCGCGGAAAUUGCACGAUCUGUCUGCGCCUUGCAUCCUUCAACACCAAGCCAGCAAGCAAGAAGACCAUUCAAAUUCAAAGACCAAUCCCGGUUACCCAGCGCCCAACCAGCCCGGUACCCUACGAGGAAGAGGUUACACUUCGUCCAGCAGUUUCUCCGGGUCUCGCCUUGGCAACCGUGCUGAAAGGUCUCGAAGAUGAGCUUGCUCAUCUGAAGCUGAGACAUUCGGAGGUGCAAAAGACUUACAUGGAGCAUGACUCGUCAUUGGGCAGGCGUGAGCGGAAGGCGUUGAAGAGCGAGAUUGACAAUCUCCUCAAGAAGAUUGACAUCAAGUCUGAUCAGAUUUAUGCAUUGUACGAUGUCCUCGAGGGACAAGCUGAAGCGGGACAGGAGAUGACGCAAGAGAUGGUUGAUAUCACGUUGACCAGAAUGUCCCUGCACGAUUUGGACAUUGAAGAAGAGGAAUUGCCCUGGGAGGGCAUUGAAGAGAGUGAUUGAAUGAAUUGUAACGAAAAGGGUUUGGACAUUGAAAACAGUAUCAGUAGUAUCAGUGUAUUGUUACGAUUGUUCUGUAAGACUAGGAACAAUGGAUGAAAUGAAGAUUUUCCAAUGCAAUGUUCGAGUUGAGAUCAGUGCAAUGAACUCAUAAAUUUGGACUCUUAUUGAUCCUCAAUGUGCCCUCUGUGAGUAAAUUUGGGGAGAGGGGGCCGGGACAUUGCUUCACUGGACAUUAACGGGAGGAUUACUAUCGUGGAUACAGGAAAUAUAUUUAAAUCGAGUAGGAAGAGUUCAAGCGUACCUUAACCUAA
This is a messenger RNA of Hyaloscypha bicolor E, 3601 nucleotides long. RefSeq lists its product as uncharacterized. Lineage: Eukaryota; Fungi; Ascomycota; Leotiomycetes; Helotiales; Hyaloscyphaceae. The record is from RefSeq and is a predicted model, not a curated record. The coding region runs from base 78 to 3290 and encodes 1070 amino acids. Gene Ontology annotation, molecular function: microtubule binding. The transcript has a single exon.